Molecule: messenger RNA, 960 nt
Organism: Fragaria vesca subsp. vesca
Lineage: Eukaryota; Viridiplantae; Streptophyta; Magnoliopsida; Rosales; Rosaceae
Exons: 5
Coding region: 1-960 (319 amino acids)
Biological process (GO): regulation of DNA-templated transcription; nucleosome assembly
Cellular component (GO): nucleolus
Molecular function (GO): DNA binding; histone binding
Source: RefSeq, a predicted model, not a curated record
AUGGGGGGUGCAGAUGAUGCUGACUUUCUUCGAAUAAGGGAGAUACUAAAGGAACGCAUUCGAAAUGAGAAAAAGAAGGCGUUGGACUCUGCUAAUGACUGCUCGGUGGAUAAGAAGAAAAUACACAAGCACAGACCCUUCUUUGGCCCCUCGCAGCAUUGCAUUGCUCCAAGAUUGAUUGACGGAAAGGAUGCCUUAAUGCAAGAGCUCAAGAUUAGUUCACAUGAUGUGAUGAAGGUAGAGAUCUUUGACACAGUUACAGAAUCAGAGUCGUCUGAAUCAGAGACCGAGUCGGGUUCGGCAAACGUUGCAAAGCCCAAGGAGUCUCGGGAUUACUCUUUUUUGUCGAAAGAAGAUGAUAAAGUUGGUAAAGAUAUCUGUGUCUCGAAAUCAAGUAAUGAUGAACAAACUCCGGAUUCUAUACAAGGAGGUUCUACGAAUUUGAAGUCAGAUGAGCUAGGGAGACCUCCUCAGGUAACAAUGUCAGGAUCUCAGAAACCCUCCUCAGCAAAGGAAGGUCUUGUGCCCAGUGAUACACAAAAGAAAGCAAAGUCGAUGGCAGAUAAACUUAAAUCUACUAUGGAAAGCAAACCCUCAUUGGAAAAGUCACAAUCUGAAACAAAAGGUAGAUUAAGAAAAACAGUUGAGAAGGUUGAUGAUGAGGUUUCAGACGAGGAUGAAGAUGAGAACGAGGAUGAAGAUGAGGUUGACGUUUCUUCAAUCAUCCAAGGACUGUUUAGAAGUAUUCGUAAGAGGCCCUCAACUUUGGAUUAUGAUGAUAGAGAUGAUCGUGUGAUGGUAUCUAGCUUUGCUGAUAUUGAGAGAGAAGAGAGGAGAAGCGCAAAACUUGCAAGGCAGGAGGAUGAAAUAGAAGCUCUAAGAAUUGAACAAGAAGAAAAGAAGGAAAGGUUAAGCAGAGCAAAGAAGCAGAAGCUGCUGCAUAAAUCCACAACCGAGUGA